AUGAUUUCCUUGCAUAUGCCUCUUUGCCUCGUCUCUACCCAAGUACAACCAACUGCGCACAAAUUUGGACCCCAAAGAGUGUUCGCUGAGCCAAGCGACAAUGCAUGGUAUGCAACCUCGAAUAUGCGACGACAUGCCACAUUUCGUAAGCAUGGGGCUUGUACAUGGAUUCAGAUCCUUGACAGAAGUAUUCGUGCUUCUACAACUCUUCUUUCAGGACAUGAUGCAGCCAUUUCUUUACAUGCGAUGAUGAGUUCACUGAAUGUGGCAGUUGAGAAAGACACAGCCAAGUGUUACAUCGGCGUCUGCCAGUUAUCGUUAGCACAAGCAAAUGAAAUUGUACAACGAACGAAGGCAAAAGAAGGCGGACAGUUAUUCCCUCUCUUUUCACACCUUGCUGCCUAA
Molecule: messenger RNA, 405 nt
Organism: Botrytis porri
Lineage: Eukaryota; Fungi; Ascomycota; Leotiomycetes; Helotiales; Sclerotiniaceae
Exons: 2
Coding region: 1-405 (134 amino acids)
Source: RefSeq, a predicted model, not a curated record